UGAUGCAGUGAGACACCGACCAUUAACUGAUCAUGUCCAGUUGAAUUGUUGGACCAUUCCCCCCCUUUCUUCCAGUCCCGGAUUAACUCCAGUCUUUCUUUUCUCUCAACUACCAACCGCCCACCAUGGCGACCGUUGACUCUCUCCUCUUCAACAUAUCCUCCUUCAUCGCCGGUCUAUUCCUUCUCGAAUAUGGCGCCGACAAGUUCAUCGAUCACACGGCCAUUGUCGCCAAGAGACUCAAUGUCUCGCCCACCCUCGUCGGGCUCUUGACCUGCGGCGCCGAAUGGGAAGAGCUCGUCGUUAUCAUCGUCGCUCUGAGCCAAAAGAACUCGAAUAUGGCCCUGGGCAACUUGAUCGGUUCAUCCGUCGCCAACAUCCUGGCAUCCUUCUCGCUGGGAUUGCUGUUCAUGAAGAAGGCCGAAUUCGAUCGCAGUUCCAAGAUCUACUCGGCUGCUCUUCUCGGCCUGACGACAGUAUUCUUGCUUCUUUUGAUCGCUCUCAAGGGGUCGUCUUUCCAAUGGUUUGGCGGUAUCCUCCUUAUCGCGGCCUUCGUGAUCUACGUUAUCUCUGUGGCGUCUCUCAUCUAUCGAGGCACGCUCACGGCUCCAGAAGACUCGGACAGCGGCAGUGACAGCGACAGCAGUGACGAUGACAGCGAUAGUGACAGCGACGACGACCGAACUAUCAAUGCUGGCGAUAGCGGCAGGGGGCGCCCUAGCGACGAAGAGCAAGGGUGGACUUCUGACAAGGGCCAUCAACUCAACCUGCUCAAGCCCUCGCCAAACAAGAUGGCCAAGGCCAAGAAGAAGUCCAAGGCCGUCAAGGUCAUAAACAAGCGCCCAAAGACAAUGCGCCAUCAUGUCUUCCAACUCGCCCUCGGUCUCGCUGCCCUGCUCGUCUCUAGUUACAUCAUAGCACACAGCGCAUCGACUAUCGGCCACGAGCUGGCUCUGUCCGGUACCGUCGUCGGCACCACGAUUCUUUCCCUGGCCACCACCCUCCCAGAGAAGUUUGUCGCCAUUCUCGGGGGUGCCCGACACCAACCAGGCAUUAUGGUGGCCAAUACUGUCGGCUCCAAUAUCUUCCUGGUCACCCUCUGUGGCGGAGUGCUGUUUAUCUGGGGAGAUGCCAGUCAGCUGCAGCUCGGGUUCACGCUCUUUGAAGCCACUGUGAUGUGGCUAUCGGCUGUGGUUAUCUUUGGGAUUGUGCUGAUGGGCGGGAGAAGGUGGAUGGGCGUCGUCAUGCUCGUUGGAUAUGUCGCGUUUUUGGUCGUGGAGAUUAUGAAUGGCCGCGAGCUUGACGAUGACUGAGCAUCCGCGGAAAUGUCUUUUUCCGUUCUUAUCAUUCACUAUCAUAUUGGCGUUUGGGGUGUGCUUAUAGAGGAUGAUUAGACACAAUGUGGGAGUAAUCCGGGCUUUUCCUGUGAGCUCUGUAUUUUUAUUGAGGACGUUCAAGGAGAUAUGUUCCUCUUUGCUUUCACGCUCACCCGACCUCCUUGUUAUAUUUACCCGCGCAGAUGUAAGACUUGUGUCUCCUCCCCUUCGACGGUUUGCUUCUGGCGUCCAAGCCACCCGUCGCACAUCACUUUUGCGCUUGAUGCGAACUUACCGCCAGUAAAGUUACCUAGGCACAAAGUGUAGUGGACAUGCAUUGACUCCUUUCAGCUCAUUGCGACUGUGACCUUCCAAGUCCAGAAACGAUCCUGG
Molecule: messenger RNA, 1709 nt
Organism: Neurospora tetraspora
Lineage: Eukaryota; Fungi; Ascomycota; Sordariomycetes; Sordariales; Sordariaceae
Product: Sodium/calcium exchanger protein-domain-containing protein
Exons: 1
Coding region: 126-1313 (395 amino acids)
Biological process (GO): intracellular calcium ion homeostasis; calcium ion transmembrane transport
Cellular component (GO): plasma membrane
Molecular function (GO): calcium, potassium:sodium antiporter activity; calcium channel activity
Source: RefSeq, a predicted model, not a curated record